AUGGGGAAGCCUCAGAAUUCAAUGGACGUUUUAUUAAGUGCUGCAUCAUCUUCACGGGCUUUACUAGAAGUCUUUGACAUGUUCCAAAUCGCGGCUCAACUGGACGGUCUGCGGAAAGCUGUUUCAUUAUCAUGCAUUCAAGUUAGCAACGUGUGCUUUAUUACCUGCCGUAAUUUCGCCUCUGUGCCUUUCUUACCUUUCCUGGUUGCCUCACCGAGUUUCACACGAUAUAAUAACCGAGGUCUGCUGCAUCUAGCAGAAGUAGAGAAGGCUGUCAUCGCGAGAUUAACACGAAACCAAGAUCGAGAUGACCAUCUUCCUCUGGUUGGUCAACGGUAUAUUCCAGUUGCCAGUCUGACUCCACAACAACAGACGAUUCUGAGAACCCGAUUCUUCGUAGAUCUUCCCGACAAGAAGAUGAAUGCGUUGAAAGAUGUCCUCGACUGCACAUACGAAUCUUUCAACUUCUGGCCCAGACACAGAGGCGUUAUUUUCUCAGCGGAUCAAACUAUGGUGUGCCUCGUGAACUUUUGUGACCACGUCACCAUCCUCGCCACAGGUGACGACCAGCAGCAGCUCUGCAACGGAAUGACGAUGCUUCGAGCGCUGCAAAGCAUUCAGGCCACAGUGGCUGCGCUGGAAGAUAAAGACGCUCCUGAUGGCUUGGUCAUCGCUAGACGGGCUGACAUUGGUGGCUAUGCUGGUCCUAGUCUGAAGAAGAGUGUGUGCCUGGCUACCUCUAUCGCCGCCCAACAUGCGCCUGUCGCCUCAUUGCUCGCAGACGACCUUCUAUGA
Molecule: messenger RNA, 795 nt
Organism: Toxoplasma gondii ME49
Lineage: Eukaryota; Apicomplexa; Conoidasida; Eucoccidiorida; Sarcocystidae
Exons: 3
Coding region: 1-795 (264 amino acids)
Molecular function (GO): catalytic activity
Source: RefSeq, a predicted model, not a curated record